Vitis riparia (riverbank grape) is the source of this 1278-nucleotide messenger RNA. RefSeq names its product protein POLAR-like 1. Lineage: Eukaryota; Viridiplantae; Streptophyta; Magnoliopsida; Vitales; Vitaceae. Bases 21 to 1085 code for a protein of 354 amino acids. Gene Ontology annotation, biological process: asymmetric cell division. The record is from RefSeq and is a predicted model, not a curated record. The transcript is spliced from 3 exons.
UCGUCUUUCUAAAUCACCUGAUGAGGAUCGCCGACAUCUUGACCUCCACUGUCGACGAAUCCGACGGCGACGAUCACUUCUCCAUGAUCAGCACUCCCAGAGUCGAAGGCCGUGGCAGAAAGGUCCACUGUGCCUUCCGGCGCCUGAUCCACUCUUGCCGUCUCCCGCUCUUGAACCUUUCGAAGAAGAGUGGGAAAGAGAAAGAGCAUGAUAGGACGGCGGCGGUGAAGAUUUCGGCGAGUGGAUUGGACGCCGGUGCAUCGUCGCCUGCGUCUUCGGUUCCUUUGUCUGGUGUCUCAGAACAGCAUAUAAAGGAGAUGUCUUUCAACUUGGGAGCGGGGUUUGGUUUGUUUUUCCUCGCUGCUGCAAGUAAACAUGAAUUUGAUAAGAUGAAGGAGUUGCGGACACAAAUGGAAGUGAUCCUUCAAGAUGUAAAAGAGGAAUUGCAGAGGAAACAUACAAUUUCUGGGUCUUCUGACUCAAACAAAACACCUGCUUAUUCAACCACCCGUGCACAAGAAGCUCCAAAUUUUGACAUUCAUCAUUCAUUUCAAAACCAUAGACGGUCAUACACUCUUCCAGAUUCAGAGAUCACAAUGAUGAGUAAUAAGUCAUCAACAUGUCAUGAACCGAGACAAGAAGAAUUUGCAGGAGAAAUGGAUCAGCUUGCAACAGAACUUGAAACUGAAUUGGAACUUUUGCAGCUCCGUUUGGACCAAGAACAUUUUCAGAAGCAUUCAAAGCAGCAGAGGGCAGAGAUCGCUGUUAAGGACACUUCUUCUGAAGGAAGUUUCAGCGUUGUACUUGGAGAAGAAGCUGAUUCUCAAGAGGCAGCUGAUGGAGACCAUCUUGGUGUUAGACCCAAUGAACUAGAGAGAAGGUUGUAUGAACUCCUGGAGACAAGACAGAAGGAACGGAUAAAUGAACUAGAAGCUGCAUUAGAAUACACCAAGCACAAGCUUCAUGAGAAAGAAAUAGAGGCCACUUGGUGGAAAGAUUCUGCAAGGCUUUUUUCUCUUCAAUAUCCAGAAACUUCACGGCUCUCUUCGGAACAUGAGAAGGACACUUCUCAGCUGUCAAGGUGACACAUACUUAUUGAAAUGUACAAAAGCUCUUGAAAAUAAGAUAUUGAAUGCCCAUGGAUGCAGAACUACAUUUGAUCUUGAUUAUACAUCAUCUGCCCUUUCUUAUUUCUGCUUGUAGAGUGAUGUUAUGUAUCCACAAAUUGAAACAGAGACUGAAGCGUAAAAGAAAAGAGAUUGGGAUUUGAAAUUUUGA